Messenger RNA from Cuscuta campestris, 5030 nucleotides. The record is from the annotation of a GenBank genome assembly. Lineage: Eukaryota; Viridiplantae; Streptophyta; Magnoliopsida; Solanales; Convolvulaceae.
ACUCAUCAAAUUCUCUCAAUGUGUAAGCCUAAAUAUAGUCAUGUGUGAUCUUGUUUGAUUUGUCUUAACAUAUAGAUUAUUAAUAUAUAAUUUCUAUAAUUUUUUAAUAUACAAAUUACAAGAUAAAAUAGAUUAAAGAAGUGUAUUGGAUGGUGUGUAAAAAUAAAAGUGGACAAAUACUCUGGGACGGAGGUAAUAUGACGAAAGAAGUAUUAUCAAUAAUUGGUCACAUACUCUCGAUUCUUUUAAAUGUACAUGAGCCCGGAGAUUUCUCGUUGUUGACCGGAGCUGUCAACAGACCACCGGUAACCGCUCAGUCAUUCUACUGAUAAGCUGAGUUUGAUCUGGGCUUGUUCCGUCGAUGAAGUGCAGAUCCGUUGCAUGUAUUUGGUCAGGCUCACCGCCGGCCCACAAAGUCACCGCCGUAGCCGUACUGAACCACCCUUCCACACUCUACACUGGCGGCUCCGAUGGCUCCAUCAUCUGGUGGAACCUCUACUCUUCCGCCGAAUCUGCUCUGGAAUUUAAGCCAAUUUCUAUCCUGUGUGGUCAUGCUGCUCCAAUAGUUGAUUUAGCUAUAUGUUGUCCCACAUCAGUUUCUGGGGAUGGUAGAUUAGAUGAGCCCAAUAAUAAUGUGGUAUCCAAUUCUAACUGUGGUGCAUUAAUAAGUGUAUGCACUGAUGGUGUCAUGUGCGUUUGGAGCAGAGCCAGUGGGAACUGCAGACGCAGACGGAAAUUGCCUCCUUGGACGGGAACCCCAUCUAUAGUCCGGAUAUUUCCUGAAAACCGUAGAUAUGCCUGCAUUGCUUGCUGCACGACUGAUUCCGUUAAUCAACAUGAUCAUCAGUCACUUGAUGCGGGAGUUGAAAGCUUGGUCGAUUCAGAGUCACAGCCUGCUAAACCCUCUAAGUGCACAGUCAUUAUUGUUGAUUCAUAUACUCUUAAUGUUCUUCAGACUGUUUUCCAUGGAUUCUUAUCCAUUGGACCUUUAAAGUCCAUGAAUAUAGUUUCAUCUGCCGGAGGUGAAUUGAUGCAGUCAGUUAUGAUGGUUGACAUUUUUGGGAAAGUACAGUGUGUGCCAAUAUUGAAGGAUUUUAUUUCGAGCACAGAAAAUGUUAGACCAACACCAAGUAAUCCUUCUAGUUUAGGGAGUACAGGCUGGGUAGAUGGGUUGGAUGACAGAGGGCUUCUGUUGUCAUUCCUAAAAUGUGGCCAGGUCUUUGGUUGUUUGUAUAGAACAUGCUGCAUAUUUUGUUUAUUAGAGGAUGGAAGCAAAAUAGGUGAAAUUUUGUUCUUAGAUGGUCCACUUUGUUUGGAAGGCUGUUACAUCGUUGGGGGCAUGGUUCUUAGAGAUGAUAAAACUGAGAUGGGACUUGAUUCGGAGAAUUCAUAUAAUUUAUUUGCUGUUUGGAAUAAUAGAGGUUCAGCUGUUGUAUACAAGGUAUUGUAUUCAAGGAACAUCUUCAAGUAUGAAUCCAUAUAUACCAUAUCUGCCACUUCCCACUCUUAUGGUAUGAGAUCAUCUAUAUCCUUUGCUCAAUUAAACAAAUGCCUUAUCCGGGUUGAAUCAGUUUGCUUUCAUGAAGAAGAACCAGUGCUUUGGAUGCCACAUUUAACAAUUUGGUCAUUGCCUGAGCAGUGUGGUAACUAUGUGAAGCUACCUCAAGAUUGUGACAUGAUUGGUGAGGGAAUUUAUUCUAAUGAUUGGAUAUUGAACCUUACUUCGGAUACUCAUGGUGUUAGGCAUGAUGUUAGAGUGAAAUCAAAAACCACUGACCAUAAUGUUUCAAACACUGAUCGUUCAUGUGAUAGAAGAGAGUUAGUAUCUUCAUCAAUGGUUAUUUCUGAAGACUAUGUGCCUUUAGCUGUUGUUAAUGGCUUCUGUAAUGGUGACAUAAAAGUAAUGUGUUUUGACAUGUUUUUUGAAGAAUCAAAUUUUCCCAGCCUAAGUCCCCGUCAAAGGAAACACACAAAUGAACAGUAUCUCACCGGUCACAGGGGAGCUGUACUAUGUUUAGCUGCACAUCAACUGAGGAAAUCUUCUGAAGGGACUUCUGCUUAUAUUUUGUUGUCAGGAAGCAUGGACUGCACCAUUCGUAUGUGGGAUCUUGACUCUAGCAAUCCACUUGUGGUAAUGCACCAGCAUGUAGCUCCAGUCCGCCAAAUUAUUCUCCCUCCACCUCAAACUGACCAUCCUUGGAAUAAUUGCUUUCUUUCGGUUGGGGAAGAUUCAUGUGUUGCCCUUGCUUCACUUGACACUAUGCGGGUGGAGCGGAUGUUCCCAGGUCACCCGUUUUAUCCUUCAAAAGUUAUGUGGGAUAGUAGGAGAGGCUAUAUAGCCUCUCUCUGUUCAAAUCAGACCGGAGAUUCUGCUCGAGUUGAUAUUCUUUACAUUUGGGAUGUGAAGACUGGGGCUCGUGAGAGGGUCCUCCGUGGAGCUGCUGCCCAAUCAAUGUUUGAACAUUUCUGUUUAGGCAUCAACAAAAGUCUUCCUCCUGGCUGUAUGAUUUAUGGGAAUACGUCUGCUUCCUUGAUGCUUUUUCCUGUUAUUGAGGAAACGAAGCAUUCACAAUCUCAUUUACAAACUUCAGGGAAGGCUAUUUCUUCGUCAAAGACCUCUUCUGCUAGUACAAGCACAAAUUACAGUGUUACAUCUGCAUGUGUCAAUGGUGAAAAUGCUGCAGGGUCUAUUGCUUCUGCCUCCCAAAGCAAAAACCAACCAAUCAAGAGCUUUUGUCCAUUUCCUGGAAUUUCUGCUCUAUCUUUUGAUCUUACAGCUCUCAUGUCUCUUUGUCUGAGGUCUGAGCCUUUCAGAAGUGAGUUUGAUAACAUUGAUAAAAGCCAAUCAAAAAUGGUAAGGAUUGAUAGUCACACACAAGGCACUGAAACUAAAGUGAGCAUUCAUAGAAAGGAGCUUGAAAAGGGGUUGCCUGGUCAGCACCAUGUGAUUGAAGAUAAUGAAGUUGAUGUGACUAAGAGAGAUGCUGCACAAUAUCAUGAGUGGAUCUGCUCUAUUGAAAGGUGUCUACUUCAGUUCACUUUGGCUUUAUUACAUUUGUGGAAUGUGGAUUAUNAACUGCUAGUGACUGAAAUGAAGCUCAAGAGACCUACAAAUUUUCUUAUAUCUUCUGGUCUACUAGGGGAUAGAGGGUCUUUGACGUUGUCAUUUCCAGAUGCUCCUGCAACUCUUGAGCUUUGGAAAUCAUCAUCCGAGUAUUGCGCUAUUCGCUCACUAACUAUGGUCUCCCUUGCCCAACAUAUCAUUAGCUUGUCACCUGGCUAUUCAGCAGCUAGCAGUGCAUUUUCAGCAUUUUAUAUGCGCAAUUUGACAGAAAAGAUCCCAAACAUUAAGCCCCCUUUACUGCAGCUUUUAGUAAGCUUUUGGCAAGAUGAGAUUGAACAUGUAAAAAUGGCUGCACGUUCUUUGUUCCAUUGUGCUGCUUCACGAGCUCUACCUCCUCCACUCUGCAUGAAUAAAACAAAUCAUCGUGAAGAUCUUAUGGAUUAUUCAUAUGGACUGUCAGAAAAAGAAAAGUAUGAGAGGCACAUUGGGUUGGAAACAGAUUCUGAGGAUAAAGAAUCAGAAAUAUUAUCAUGGCUAGAGUCUUUUGAAAUGCAAGACUGGAUUUCUUGUGUCGGGGGAACAAGUCAAGAUGCAAUGACAUCUCAUAUCAUUCUUGCUGCUGCAUUGGCCGUUUGGUAUCCUAGCCUUGUGAAGCCAAAACUUCCCAUGCUAGUUGUUCACCCACUGAUGAAAUUGGUAAUGGCUAUGAAUGAAAGAUAUAGUUCCACUGCUGCAGAGAUUCUAGCAGAAGGAAUGGAGAGCACGUGGAAGGCAAUCAUUGUUUCUGAAGUAACUCGACUGAUAGUGGAUAUUUUCUUUCAAAUUGAGUGUGUCAGUGGUGCGUCUGCUAAUGCAUCCACACAAAUGUCAGCCCAAUCUGGAAAUAUUCAUGAAACUCUAGUUGAUGUUCUUCUCCCAACUUUGGCAAUUGCUGACGUGCCCGGUUAUCUUAAUGUAAUUGAAAGCCAAAUUUGGUCAACUGCAUCUGAUUCACCUGUGCAUGCAGUAUCCCUCAUGACUCUUACUAGGGUUGCACGUGGUUCUCCAAGGAGUUUAGUUCAGUACCUUGACAAGGUGGUUACUUUCAUUUUACAGACAAUGGAUCCUAGUAACUCGGUAAUGUGUAGGGCUUGCUUGCCAAGCUCAAUGGUUGCAUUGAAGGAAAUGGUUCGUAUAUUUCCUAUGGUAGCCCUUAAUGGUUCAUCAACAAAGCUGGCCAUCGGAGAUGCAAUUGGUGAUAUAAACAAUACAAGCAUUCGUAUAUAUGAUAUGCAAAGCAUUACCAAAAUAAAGAUCUUGGAUGCAAGCGGACCACCGGGACAUCCAAGUUUAAUUGGAGAAGCUUCAGAAAUGGCUGUAAAUACUUCAAUAUCUGCCCUUAGUUUUUCACCAGAUGGAGAGGGGCUCCUUGCUUUCUCUGAGAAUGGACUGAUGAUUAGAUGGUGGUCCUUAGGGUCUGUAUGGUGGGAGAAACUUGCCCGGAAUCUCGCUCCUGUCCAGUGCACCAAACUGAUCUUCGUUCCACCAUGGGAGGGGUUCUCACCUAAUUCAAGUAGGAUUAGUAUAAUGACUGCUGCUGCUUUUUCUAAAAAUGGACAACAUGCAUCAAAGGGGAGCUCCAAGCCUUCAAACGAAAUAGACAGAUUAAAACUUUUGGUUCAUAAUCUUGACUUAUCUUAUAGACUGGAAUGGGCUGGAGAAAGAAAAGUAAAACUCACACAACAUGGCCGUGAAUUGGGCAUUUUCCAGCUUCAAGUGUAAUUUCUUUUUAUUCUUUGUGUUCAACAUUUUCUUGUGCAUUCUACUUAUUCUUUGUAGUACUGUUUUUGGUUAAAUAGGGAUUGACAGGUAUAUGGCAAAUGGUUUUUUUUGUUGUAUAAAUGAAUGAUUCAAGUGGAAAUUGAUGUGUCGGGUGUUUUGAUUAUUGAUGCAGUUGGGAUAUUGGGAAUACACUGAAUCUAAUGUA